AUGAGAUCAGUAGGAAGUAUAUGUGCCUUUUUGGCGCUCGUCACCGCCGCGCACGCCGCGUUCCGGCUCGAGCCCGCACACGAAAUCGAAAUCAUAGGCAACAAGUUCUUCAACUCGUCCAGCGGGCUGCAGUUUUUCAUCCGCGGCGUGGCGUACCAGAGAACACGCAAGCUGGGCGAGAUCUACGACGCGGAAACAGAGACUGCGUACGUGGACUCGUUGGCCUCGCCGGGCUUGUGCUUGAAGGACUUGGAGUUUUUGAAGGAGUUGGGCGUCAACACCGUGCGUGUGUACCAGGUGGACCCGCGGUUAAACCACGACGUCUGUAUGAACGCGUUUGCAAGCCACGGCAUCUACGUCUUGGUGGAUCUCUCGGAGCCGCAGCUCUCCAUCAACCAGCGCCUGCCUUCUUGGGACGUCGAGCUCCUUCGGCGAUACACGGACGUGGUCGACAGCAUGCACUCGUACACCAACCUCUUGGGGUUCAUUGCCGGCAACGAGGUCUUGAACAAGGUGGAGAACUCCGCCGCCGCUGCAUUUGCCAAGGGCUCCGUGCGGGACAUCAAGGCCCAUAUCCGCAACAAGAACUACCGCCGCAUUCCCGUCGGGUAUGCCAGUGCAGACGACACAAUCACACGCAUCGACAGCGCCAGCUACUUUGUGUGCACGGACACCAGCCUGGAUGCCGCCGUGGUGGACUUUUACGCGUUGAACAUGUUCGAGUGGUGCGGCUAUUCGUCCUACGCCACUUCCGGCUACAAGGAGCGUACAGCCGAGUUCAGCAACCUGCCGGUCCCCGUUUUCUUCAGCGAGUACGGCUGCAACGCCGUGCGCCCGCGUCCGUUCACCGAAAUCGACCAGAUCUACGGGCCCGUGAUGACCCGCGUGUGGUCCGGCGCCGUGGCCUACGAGUUCUUCCAGAACGAGAACCGCUAUGGGCUCGUGGACGAGAACGCUGCGGGCCACGUGUUCAAGCUCGAGGACUUCAACAUCGUCAAGUUGCGUUUGCUCGAAAGCAUGCCUCGCGGCGUGCACCGUGACGAGGCGCCUCCGCUGCCGCCGGCCGCCCGCCCGUGUCCCGAGAUCUCGGACUCAUGGAAUGCACUGAGUGUUCUUCCACCGGCCCCGGACCCGGGCUUGUGCGAGUGCCUCCAGGCGGCCUUGACCUGUGUGGUCACGCCCUACAUCCGAGUGGAUCUCCCCGAGCUUUUGGCGGAGGUGUGCUCCAAGACCGAUUGUCUGGAGAUCGCCGCAGACGGCUCGCGUGGAAUCUACGGCAAGUACUCCGGUUGCAGCAUGGCGCAGCGGGCCUCCUACGCCUUGGACAGGUACUAUGUCGACAAGCACCGGAGACCGGAGCACUGUGACUUUGGCAAGCGGGCGGCCUUGACCACCACCAGGCUUGUGGAAGGUGGCAUUCUUCGCUAG
Molecule: messenger RNA, 1428 nt
Organism: Metschnikowia bicuspidata var. bicuspidata NRRL YB-4993
Lineage: Eukaryota; Fungi; Ascomycota; Pichiomycetes; Serinales; Metschnikowiaceae
Gene: PGA5
Product: 1,3-beta-glucanosyltransferase
Exons: 3
Coding region: 1-1428 (475 amino acids)
Biological process (GO): fungal-type cell wall (1->3)-beta-D-glucan biosynthetic process
Cellular component (GO): cytoplasm; fungal-type cell wall
Molecular function (GO): 1,3-beta-glucanosyltransferase activity
Source: RefSeq, a predicted model, not a curated record